Frieseomelitta varia is the source of this 5219-nucleotide messenger RNA. RefSeq lists its product as uncharacterized. Gene Ontology annotation, molecular function: protein binding. Lineage: Eukaryota; Metazoa; Arthropoda; Insecta; Hymenoptera; Apidae. The record is from RefSeq and is a predicted model, not a curated record. The transcript is spliced from 28 exons. Bases 209 to 4984 code for a protein of 1591 amino acids.
GCCUAUUCUCCCCGAAACUCGCGGCGAUCUCUCCUCUCUUUUCGUUCACCGUUCUCUUGUAAAUGUCCCGGCCGUUUUCAACGUCGAACCGACCGUUUGCCCGUCGAGAAUUGUCAACGAUCUUGCACCGCCGGGGAUCAGGUUCACGUUCUGCGAUGACACCGGUUCUCAGAGUGAUUUCUGCGUGACUGAAACGCGACUCCGUACCAUGCGAACAGGCUUCACGCGUUAUGACGAGGGAUCUAGAAGUUCAGCAUCCAGCGAACGCGAGUCUUGCUUAUUCUCGGAACUCGAUUUGUUAAAUCCAAGACGUUCCUGUCAAACGUCACGAUAUCAGCAUCGCAAUAGAAAAAGAACCGAGGACAGUUCGCCGAAAUCAUUCGGGGCGUCUAGAAGGAACUCUGAUUGCUGUCGUUGCCUCGCAAACUGUGAUCGCGUCGAAACAAAAUUACUGUCUGACAAAAUAGUUCAAAACCACAGUCGUGCGUCGAGUUUCCAGCAUCGAAGGAAGCAUGAGGUAACUUUCGCCACGAAGAAGUCUUCAAGCGGUAGUGAGGAUCUUAGCGGCAGACCUUCUAGGAAACUUGGGAGGGGGAAAAGUACACCGCGAAUAAUUCGAGCGAUUCGUCAACGGAGCAAGAAAUUGGCAGAGCCGGACGAGGAUCGAUCGGAAUCGCCGCGACCCGGAAACAGCAAAAGCAGCGUUGUCGUUUUGUAUCAGGAGAAAUCAGUCGCGCCGGCUGCCUCAACUCCUGAGCCACCACCCCUCAGAGCUGUUCAGUCGGAACAAGCGGUUACGCGUCGACAGAGUCCUCAAUCCUCGCGUCAUCAGAGGUCGGAUCUGCUCGAUACUACUCCACACCGACUUCCGGUAUAUCCGAUCGAUCGAAGAAAAGCUACUUUCAGGAGACGUCGACGCUUAUCAAAGCGGCAAACACCGGUGAACGUGCACGUUUAUCAGGAACAGACUCGUUCGUUGUCAGAGGAUCGUCGUGUCGGUUCUAAAGAGGUGCAACUACCGGAACGGAGAUCCGAUCUAGCUAGAUACACGACCGAGUCCGCGAAAAAUUUGAUUAGAUCCAGAGGUGGUUCCUCCACUCGACAGGACGACGAUUCGGAUGAACCUGAUCGAGAUAGAGGAUCGAACAACCAGUGGAGACGCGACAGAAUCUUCGAGGAACGAUGCCGUCCCUCUGAUAAUUCUGUUUCGAAACUAAUGGCUCGUUCCAGUCCAGGAAAAGACGGCGAUUGCAAGCAACGGAGGAACAAAGCCUGCCCGAACUUAACCUAUCUGAUGCGUACAAGGUCGAGGGAACGAGGCGACGUUCAUCGUGCAUUUGUCAGUUUGAACGACGGUGGGACCACGAAGCGAGUGUUCCCGUUCCAGCAAACGCCAAGCGGCAAUCUGAAGAUCAUUCCCAAUCAGGUGGUGUUCGAAUCGAAGAAGGUCAGUGUGCUGGUCGCUGAUCCCAGGCACGCGAAGGUCAACGUCAAGGCCGAGCUGAAUAGAGCCGGAAACGAGCUCGGUGGACGCGUAUCCGAGUCUGCGACUCGACCGAGGCCCAUCGAUCUUCCGCUGGGUGUAUCGUCAUCGACGAUCGAUCAGCUGCAAAGUCAGAAACAUUUGCCAUCUACCGAGGACGAUUACAGGCCAACGUUACAUCCAUUUAAAGGAAACUUCAGCCAAGUGGAGACGAUGGAGCACAAGCAACAGUCAACGUCGUCAGCCACUCACGAAAUACCAGUGUUACAAGAGGUGCCACUUUCCACACUUGGAUUUACGAGCGAACAGCCGAUCGAUUGGGACAACGUAAUUCUGCCGGAGAAGACUGACCUGUAUCAGGAGUUGGCCAGGCGUAUCACAAAUUACAAGAACGCCGACUGUAUCGUGCGAAUCGAUCACGACGAGUUCCAUUGCCAUCUGCUGGUGCUGCAGAGCUACAGCAGCUUCUUCGACGAGAAGAAUUGCAAGGAGAUCGACCUGACCGAGAGUGAUGUGUCUUCGAAGGCGUUUUCGCUGAUCUACGACUGGAUGAUCAGUUCGCAGAACGAGAGCUACAGGCUUCUGCAAAGGGACAACAUUUUGGAAAUCUUCACCGCAGCCCAAUAUCUCGGAAUUAAAGAGCUAGAAGAACAAUGUUGGGCUUUCAUAGACAACGACGAAUUGUUCACCGAAGACACGGCGUUUCUACUGUAUCUGGAAGCGAAGAAAGUUGGAAACACCGCGGUCAUGGAACUGAUGGUGCCGAGAAUUAUGAAAUUUUUCCUGAUGCUGGUCAGCACGAAAGAUUUCCUCCAAUUAUCCGUGGAGGAGCUGUGCCUUUUGUUGAAGUCAAACUACAUUUGCGUCAAUAGCGAAAUGGAGGUUCUUAUGUCCGCUGUACGAUGGCUGAUGCACGAUUGGGCCAACAGAAAGCAACACAUGUUGGAAGUAUUGAAAUGCGUUCGAUUUGGAUUGAUCGCUCCGUGGCAGUUGGUAGAUGUCAAGAGAAAUCCAGAAAACCCCGAAUUUAUGGAACUGAUGUCUUCUCCCGAGGUGCAGAAGAUGGUCGACGACGGUCUAGCUUUCGUCAUUAUAAAAUAUUGGUACGGUAACCAAACGGAAGACUACUAUCACUGGAUCGACUUACUGGGGCUUACGGAGCCAACCAAUCGAAAUUGGGCUGGGGAAGACAAGAACUACGUAACGUAUCGAGAAUUUUUGCUCUACCUCGAGGAAUAUCAGAGAACGAAAAUAUCAGAGCUGAAGAUCCGAAAAAGUCGGGUGAAACCCACAACUAUCGGUUCACCUCGUAACGACUACGCAUUUACAGCUUCCAAAAUACCAAACAACUAUAUUCAAAGUUCAGGCGACACUGCUGUCAUCCACAAUGGGCCAGCAAUGUAUUCGAGGCAAUCGAAACCAGUAUCGUCGAAUUAUCUGCCGCUGCAGAUGCCAGAGGGCAUGAUGAUGCCUCCGAAAUUUAUGAACGAAUACCUGAGCAACUUGGAAAGAAGCAAAGGGAACGACGAAAGGAACGUCGCCUUCGACGCGAGAUUCACGGGUGGCGGAGAAUCGCCGAAAGUCUCAUACAGAUUGUCUGCAGUGCAGAAGUAUACGCAGGAGCGCGGCACGAAUUCACCGGACAUCGAUAAAUUGGAUUACGAGAGCCGGCAGGAAAAGAACGCGACGGAUGUUUGUCGGUGCCAGCAGCAGCGCGAGUCGAAUUUCAUAUUUUCCACGAGGAAGCAGCAGACGAGAUCCAACAUACCGAGGCAACCGGAAGAGCGUGCAGACUCCUGCAAAUCCGAGGAAGAAGCCGCCACAACGAUACAGGCCGUUUAUAGAGGAUACAAGACUCGAAGGAGACUCGACGAAAUAAGGAAAUCAACAUCGGGGGAGAAUCGCAAUAUCAAGAAGGUGGCGGAACUUUUGGCCAUCCCAAUGGACGAAACAAUACGUAAUUUCUCGAUAGAGCCUAUCAGGGUAUCAGGCAGCUCGAUGAAUCAAAUGAGAAACGAGAAGGACGAAACAAUACGCAUGUUGAGAUGUUCUCCUAGAAAUAGGAAUAGGGAGCAAUCGAUCUUUCGAACUCAAAACCAACGUUGCGUCGAUGAUCGGGUGAAUCAAUUUGAGACACGCGCUCUUUGUUACACGACAGAAGAACAACGAAGGCAACAAAUUCCACAAAACUUAACAAGCCAACGAGACCCAUUGAAAUCUAUCAAGACUAUAAAAUCACCCAUGUUUUUUUCAAAUUACGACGAGAAAACCAGCUCGCCAUCAGAUACAGAUACGGACGAUCCUAUCUCUCCACGAACUGAUGCAAAAUCGACGACGAUAAAUCUCGCUGACGUUGUGAUUAAUGAGAAAAACAACGAGGAGGAUUACCCAAGAAGUGACAAUAUUCAGCGAGUGAAACCUGCCACUAGGAAUGUUCAGAUUCGAUCUACGAAUUAUAAACGAGCUCUCCCGCAAAGGAUCAGCAAUAGCAUAAUAGCCACCAACGAAGACGACUACUUUUUCGACAACUCUCUGUUCUUUCCUGACAGAGAGUCGAUCCUCGUGUUCGGUGGAGUCGAUCCUCACGAGGAAUACGGUCGUCCCGGGAACACCGGCAAAGACAUAUACAGGUUCAAACCCGACGAGAAUAUUUGGGAAUUUGUGGAUGAAAUUCCACGGGCGAGACAUCAUCAUUCGGUCGCUUAUCUAAAAGGCCGUAUUUACGUAGUGGGUGGAGCCGAUCCCGUGGAAGACAAACUCCACAGGAAAAGCAUUGCGGCUGCAAGCGUUUGGAGUUACGAUCCAACUACCAGGACUUGGUUCAAUGAACCUGGCAUGCUGACAGCUAGAAAGGACUUUGGAUUGGUGGUCAGCCACGGGAAAAUGUACGCGAUAGGAGGGCAAGGCAGGAACGGGACAGCUUUGAAAACAAUGGAGGCUUUCGACCCAACGGAUUCCACGUGGAGGGAAGUGCAAUCGAUGCAGACUGCAAGGAUCGGACCUGCCAGCGUGAAAUAUCGAGAUCUUAUCUGGGUCGCUGGCGGGAUGACAAAAUCGAAAAAAGAGCUAUUCUUAAAGGACGUCGAAUGCUACGACCCGAUCAAAAAUUUAUGGCUAAAAGCGAUAGCUUUGAGGUUACCAAGGUGCUUUGCCUCCUUCUACGUGGUGUCCGACUGUCUUUACAUAAUCGGCGGAGCAUCGACUAUGGAAAACGCCACUCGGAGCAUCGACAGCAUCGACAUGUGGGAUGUAAACGAUUGCAUUUGGAAGGAACAUGCGAACAUGUCGAUCGCAAGACACGGUCACUCUACAGGCUCGAUAGGUGAUCAACUGUUGAUAAUUGGAGGAGUAACCACAGUGCUCAUGAAAACCUUGAACAGUGUCGAAUGUUACUGUUGCGACAUGGGGAAAUGGAUGAAGGGAGUUUCCGCGCUGCCACAUCCGGUUUCCGGUCACGGAACCGUGUCUUUACCGCCAGCAAAUCUUUUGAUAAAUCGUUGAUAACUGUGAAAUAAAACGCAUCGAGUUUCCUUAAGUGCUGUGUUUGAUAAUCGGCGCAUUAAGCGUUUGUUCGACCAUUAAUACAUUUGUACUUAAUCGUUUUUUAAUUAUAUAUAUAUACAUAUAUCGUACUUUCUACAAAUGUUGCCUUGCAAUUUACACGUGUUUACACGAGUCCCUUACUCUCACGAUAAAUAUCGCAAAGGAAACAAUGUCUGAGAAGUUACCUUUGUUU